AUGGCGUUCUUCAAUUCUUCUACUACGCCGGCUGUCGCUGAGAAAGACAUUGAAAUGUCUGAGCCACCAACAGACUCGAUUGCAUCGCUUGCUUGGUCGCCUCAGGCCGACUUCCUUGCUGUUGGUUCAUGGGAUAAUAGUGUCAGGAUAUAUGAAGUCGGGGCCAACGGGCAAAGUCAAGGCAAAGCGAUGUAUGAACACCAAGGGCCUGCGUUGACUGUUUGCUGGAACAAGGCGCGUAGCCUGCUGACUCGACUACUAUUAUCUGGCUUGACGAUCCUCCAGGAAGGCAACAAGGUUUUUUCCGGUGGAGCAGACAAUGCAGGCCGGAUGUUUGAUCUUUCGACUGGCCAGGCUGCCCAAGUAGCUCAACACGAUGCUCCUAUCAAAGUGUUGAAGUGGGUGGACUCUCCGCAAGCAGGCAUAUUGGCUUCAGCGAGUUGGGACAAGACGAUCAAGUACUGGGAUCUCAGGACACCAGCACCAGUUGCAACAGUGCAACUUCCUGAACGAUGCUAUACAAUGGACAUCCAAUAUCCAUUGAUGUGUGUCGGAACCGCAGAGCGCCACAUCCAAAUCUUCAAUCUCAACAGUCCAACGACCGUCUACAAGUCGAUGUUGUCUCCACUCAAGUGGCAAACCCGCGUCAUCAGCUGUUUCACUGCUUCCCCCGCAAACCAAGGUUUUGCCGUUGGAAGCGUUGAAGGUAGGGUAGCAAUCCAAUAUGUGGAGGAAAAGGACAGCAGGCAAGAUCUUGAGAAAAGAACUACAAAUGCUCAUUCCAUCCGCAGUAGCAAUUUUUCGUUCAAAUGUCAUCGCCGAGACUCAACCCCCAACACAAAGGAUGGUUCCCUCGUUUAUGCCAUUAACGACAUUUCUUUCCAUCCAGUCCACGGUACAUUUUCGACAGCAGGCUCUGACGGCGGAAUUCACUUGUGGGAUAAGGAUGCCAGAAACAGAUUAAAAACCUUUGAAACGGCGCCCGGUCCAGUAUCCGCCACCGCUUUCAACCGCAAUGGCUCUAUUUUCGCAUAUAGCAUUUCCUACGAUUGGAGCAAGGGUCAUGCGGGAAUGACGCCUGGGCAUGUGAAUCGCUUGAUGUUACACGCUUGCAAGGAUGAUGAAGUCAAAAAACGUCCAAGAAAAUAG
Mycena indigotica is the source of this 1149-nucleotide messenger RNA. Its product is annotated as Poly + rna export protein. The record is from RefSeq and is a predicted model, not a curated record. The transcript has 9 exons. Gene Ontology annotation, molecular function: RNA binding; ubiquitin binding. Gene Ontology annotation, biological process: transcription-dependent tethering of RNA polymerase II gene DNA at nuclear periphery; RNA export from nucleus. Bases 1 to 1149 code for a protein of 382 amino acids. Gene Ontology annotation, cellular component: nuclear pore. Lineage: Eukaryota; Fungi; Basidiomycota; Agaricomycetes; Agaricales; Mycenaceae.